Molecule: messenger RNA, 465 nt
Organism: Drosophila nasuta
Lineage: Eukaryota; Metazoa; Arthropoda; Insecta; Diptera; Drosophilidae
Exons: 3
Coding region: 64-465 (133 amino acids)
Source: RefSeq, a predicted model, not a curated record
UAAUUAAAAUAUUGAAAUUAUUAUGAAAUUUUAGAAGUACAAUUGGAAGAGCCUUAAAGUUUGAUGCUUCUGCAAUAUUUAAUUGCCCCAAAUUCAAAUGGCUUAAUAUCUUCUUCUUUGGGAAUUAAUUCCACGGAAACACUUGUCACGGGUGUAAGUGAAGCUUAUUUCUUGCCACUUUAUGUCACUAACUCGAGGCGAUGCGAUGCGGCGCGUGGGGCGAGGGGCGAAGGGAAGAUUGUGACAGCUUUAAGCUGCACCCUCAAUUUCCGGCAUGAGGCCGGCGAGGCUUAUCCGCUACUCCCAACUGCCUACCACUGGCCACGCCCACAUUCAUUGCAACUAUACGCUCAGCUGAACUUCAGCCAAAAUGAAACCAUUGCAAAUAAAAUAAAAAAAAAAAUAAUAAAACGAAACAGAACAAAAUCCUUACUCUCGAAAUUUUGUAGUACAUUUAUUUUCUGA